This is a messenger RNA of Nannizzia gypsea CBS 118893, 579 nucleotides long. RefSeq lists its product as hypothetical. The transcript is spliced from 2 exons. The record is from RefSeq and is a predicted model, not a curated record. Lineage: Eukaryota; Fungi; Ascomycota; Eurotiomycetes; Onygenales; Arthrodermataceae. The coding region runs from base 1 to 579 and encodes 192 amino acids.
AUGAAGUGGCUCUCUGUGGCAGCAUGCCUAGCUAUGAGCACCAGUGCUCUAUCAAUCCCCUCCCGGCCCAUCGAGGAGCGAGCAACCAAAAACUGCCCGACCAACCUCUCCGGCCCAUUCGAGUUCCCCCACCUGAUCAUUCCCAUCAACUCGUCUGCCCCUAAGGUUGCUAAAGGGACUUCUUACUAUGGAGAAGUCUCAACAACAAUCUCCUCCAUCUUCAACUUUGACAUCCCCCCUCAAGGUCCCAACCUUUGCUCCCUGGUCUUCUUGUUCCCUAGUACGGAAGAACGUCCUGCCUGGACCUACACCUUUGAGGGCGAUGGGAAGGUUAGCAUGGCCAGACUGAAAGGGCCAGCUAACAAUGGAACCACAUUCGAGAAUGCGCCAAAGGUGGCUACAGAGCUGGGAACGUAUACACUCGCCGCGGGAACAUCGAACGUGAUCGCUACUUUCGACUGCCCGCUUGGCCAGGCAAUCGGUUUCAAGAUGUCCAAUGCUGGAUCAACAAACCUCAAGUACUUCCAGGACUACGGAAACCCACCAAUCGGACUCUACAUCACUCGCUGUGCCAAAUAG